This is a messenger RNA of Pseudomyrmex gracilis, 1722 nucleotides long. RefSeq names its product 4-hydroxyphenylpyruvate dioxygenase (gene Hpd). The coding region runs from base 114 to 1256 and encodes 380 amino acids. Gene Ontology annotation, molecular function: 4-hydroxyphenylpyruvate dioxygenase activity; metal ion binding; lactoylglutathione lyase activity. The transcript has 12 exons. The record is from RefSeq and is a predicted model, not a curated record. Gene Ontology annotation, biological process: L-tyrosine catabolic process. NCBI's taxonomy places the organism in Eukaryota, Metazoa, Arthropoda, Insecta, Hymenoptera, Formicidae. Gene Ontology annotation, cellular component: Golgi membrane; endoplasmic reticulum membrane.
ACCUUUGGUCCGCCUAUCUGAUAUUUAAAGCGGAACUUCGAUCUACGGCCCGCGAUAAUCAAAUCAUCAUCACUGGAGAUUCUUUUUACCACUUUUCUCAAUUUCAAGGAAACAUGACCACCUACACCGACAAAGGACUUAAGCCCGUUGGUGGAAAAUUCCUCAAUUUCGAUCACAUAAAAUUCUGGGUUGGAAAUGCAAAGCAAGCUGCCAGUUUUUAUCGUUGCAGAAUGGGAUUCGAGCCUUUGGGAUAUCGUGGUCUGGAAACUAACUCUAGACAAACGGCUGCGCACGCCGUUAAACAGAAUAAAAUUAUAUUUGUGUUCGAAUCUCCGUACGAGCCUGACAACGAAGAAAUGUCGAAGCAUCUUUCUCGACACGGGGAUGGCGUGCGAGAUGUGGCAUUUAGCGUUGAAGACAUUGAUACUAUUGUAAAGAUUGCCAAGAAGAAAGGUGCCAAAAUAAUGCGUGACACAUGGGAGGAAAGCGACGAGCAUGGCACCGUAAGGAUGGCUACCAUAAAAACUUACGGAGACACACUCCAUACACUCGUUGACAGGACAAAGUACAAAGGUUUCUUUCUACCGGGUUUCGUAAAUGCACCGGAAGACAUUCUUCUCAAACAACUACCCCAGACGCAUUUAAAUUUUAUAGACCACGUCGUGGGUAAUCAAUCCGACAAACAGAUGGAACCUGUUGCGAAAUGGUACGAGGAAUGUCUGCAGUUUCACAGAUUCUGGUCGGUGGAUGACACGCAACUGCACACGGAAUAUUCCGCGCUGAGAUCCAUCGUGAUGACAAAUUGGGAAGAGACAGUGAAGAUGCCAAUCAAUGAGCCUGCGCCUGGAAAGAAACGCUCUCAAAUCCAGGAAUAUGUCGAAUAUUACGGCGGCGCUGGAGUGCAGCACAUUGCUCUUAACACCAAUAACAUUAUCACCGCGAUAACGAAUUUGCGCGCCAGAGGAAUGGAAUUUCUCGAUGUGCCCGACAGUUACUACCACAUGCUCAGAAACCGCUUGAAAGCUAGUGGCACGAAAAUUGUGGAAAACUUGGAUAUACUGCAGAAACUGAAGAUACUGAUAGACUACGACGAGAACGGUUAUCUUCUACAGAUAUUCACGAAAAAUAUGCAAGACCGACCGACAUUGUUUAUUGAAGUUAUACAAAGACGCAAUCAUAACGGUUUUGGGGCCGGCAAUUUUCAAGCGUUAUUUGAAGCCAUCGAAUUAGAACAAGCAAAACGUGGAAAUUUGUAGAAUAUUAACAUUACCACUUAUUUGCAGAACGGAUAUGAAUUUAUUGACGCGCAAAAGUAAUCUAGCGAGAGAGUAAAGAUGAUAAAUAUUUUUGUACUUGUUUUUAAUUAUUUUAUAAUUGUGCUACUUAUCAUUUCGUAUAUCACAUAAAAGAUGUAUUAUGCUAAGUUCGCCUUGAGAUUCAUUCAACGCAAACAUUACCUUAGUGUUUUGUUAACUAUACUAUCGUUAAUAAUUAUAAUAAAAAUAUUAUUUACAUGUCAUCAUGUAACAAAAAACUAUGUAUGUUUUGUCGCGAUCAACGAAAAAUAUCAAGGUUUACGUUUCUGCCUGUGGAAUAGAUAAUUAACUUGUCUGAUUAAUUCCGUAUUGUUGUAUUUAAUGGCCAACAUUUUUUGUAUUACAAAAAUACACAGCAUUAAAUGUAAAAUAUGUUACAAUACAUUUCGAAGCGUAGUAAUGCAAA